Trichomycterus rosablanca is the source of this 1906-nucleotide messenger RNA. RefSeq names its product RNA binding motif protein 24a (gene rbm24a). Gene Ontology annotation, molecular function: mRNA 3'-UTR binding. The record is from RefSeq and is a predicted model, not a curated record. Gene Ontology annotation, cellular component: cytosol; nucleus. NCBI's taxonomy places the organism in Eukaryota, Metazoa, Chordata, Actinopteri, Siluriformes, Trichomycteridae. Bases 243 to 944 code for a protein of 233 amino acids. Gene Ontology annotation, biological process: mRNA stabilization; positive regulation of myotube differentiation; regulation of alternative mRNA splicing, via spliceosome. The transcript has 4 exons.
ACAAGCGGAGUUCGAGCUACCUGAUGAUCUUUAAAACAAUCCGCUCCACGCUCACUCCUCCGAACUAACAGAAAUAUCUACCUCGACUAACCAAGUCUGUAGCCUAAAGCCGCGUUUUAUACACUUCUUUUUACUGUGUUGUCGUAACUCGGCGUGUUUUAAAGCAACAGAAAGUUAAGCUGUAUCAGCUGAAACAUUGCACUACGUUUCUCUCUUGGCUUUGCACUUGAGCGUCUGUGAGGAUGCAUACCACCCAAAAGGACACGACUUACACCAAAAUCUUUGUCGGAGGUCUGCCGUACCACACCACGGAUUCCAGCCUGAGGAAAUAUUUUGAAGUGUUUGGGGAAAUUGAAGAGGCUGUCGUUAUUACCGACAGACAGACUGGGAAGUCCAGGGGCUAUGGUUUUGUGACAAUGGAAGACCGCUCUGCUGCUGACAGAGCUUGUAAAGACCCUAACCCUAUAAUUGACGGCAGGAAGGCCAAUGUAAACCUCGCAUACCUUGGAGCCAAACCACGGGUGAUGCAGCAAGGUUUUACGUUUGGUGUACCCCAAAUCCAUCCAGCCUUCAUCCAGAGACCCUAUGGGAUCCCUGCUCACUACGUGUAUCCGCAGGCCUUUAUGCAGCCCAGCGUGGUGAUUCCUCAUGUGCAGCAGAGCGCUGCCUCCGCCACCGCUGCCACCUCACCCUACAUUGACUACACUGGAGCUGCAUAUGCACAGUACGCCAACGCCGCCACUGCCGCGGCCGCUGUGGCCGCAUAUGAGCAAUACCCGUAUGCCGCCUCCCCUGCUGCAACUGGCUACAUGACUACAGCAGGCUACGGCUACGCUGUACAGCAGCCUCUGGCCACCACUGCUCCGGCCUCUGCUGCAGCCGCAGCAGCUGCUGCGUUCGGCCAGUACCAGCCCCAGCAGCUGCAGGCCGAGAGAAUGCAAUAGCAGUUAAUGGCACCGGAAUGUGAAGGGCAGCCAAUGCCCAGCGACUGGCUGUGGAUGGAAGGAGAAUGAAUGGCUUGGGAUUGGUGAAUGUGGUUUAGAGGGGUUGGAACUCUGUCGCUUUUCAACUUGCUGUGAUUAAACCAAAAAAAAAAAGAAAAAAAAGAAGCGUAAAAUGUGAAAAAUCACAGAAAGUGUAAGGACAGAUAUUUUACUUUUUACCAUUAUCAAUAGUGUUAUUAUUAUGCUUAAUAUUGACGCAGUAUAUUUAUUGCUAAAGGAGAACGCUAGGACUAAUUACUGUGGUUUGGAGGUAUGGACGAAGCCUUAGGUCCCGAUGCUGUCAUUAACAUAGGAGACUGUCAAGUGUCCGCACAGUGUUCGAUCCUACUGCUUACAUAUUUAUUCUCAUUUUUUGAAGGUACUUUUUGUUGUCUCAUGUGCUUUGCAAGUUUUGUUUUCUUAUCAUCAGGGAAAUGGAGGAUUUUCCAGCAAAUUAAUCAAGACAAACUUUGCCUAUCAGGGAAUAAUAUAUAUAUAUAUAUAUAUAUAUGUAUAUAUAUAUAUAUAUAUAACUGCGGGGAAGUAGAGAGUAACAAAAGGACGUUGUAGCUAUGUCUUGCAUAUUCAGGACUACUAUUUACUUUUUUAAAUCUUCCUAAUGCUGAAUGUCCUGUUUUUCUGACUCCCAUCUGACCUUUUGAUCUAUGCAAAGCAAACAAGCCACCAGGAGACAAAACGGACUGCAGAAAUUUUCUGCCACACGCCUCUAAAGGACAAGGAACAAUCAGGGGCACCUGAAAGGACAAGACUGUAUUAUUUGACUACUCUUACAUGCACAUGAACACUAACGAAGCACUAAUAUUAAAUCUGUGCAAACGUAUAUCUACACAUUAUUGCACGUACAAACACUUAUUCAUGCACACAGAGUAGGAUGGGUACAAAAGACAAAAGGUCAAAGCUGG